AUGAUCAGAGGCGGAAGAAGCUACGUGUCGUCACCACCAGCCUUCUCCAAUGACGCCAAACGACUUCUCGUUUGCACUGCCAACUCAGUCUCCAUCUUCAGCACCGCCACCGGCUUACCGGUAGCGUCACUUGAGGGCCAUAUGGCGCGUGUUACGGCGGUGGUAGUAGUGCCGGCGUCAACUCCGGCGAGUAAGAUACUAUGCUAUUGUUGGACGGCUUCACUUGACGGAACUAUUCGGUAUUGGGAUUUUUCAGUGCCAGAGUUAAUUAAGAUAAUUAAUGUUAAUUCUCCGAUUAUCUCCAUGGUGAUUCCAUCUUUAUUAAGUCAAACAGCUGAGACCAAUGAGAAUCCUCCUAAAAUUUUUGCUUAUAUGUCUGUUGAAAACACGAAAGAACCGGAAAAGGAGUCUAAUAGAGCCUUACGUGGUCAAAUUAAAAAGUGUAACUUGACUGAUUCUCGUAUGGCUGGUGGAGUGACAUUGACAGAGACUAUGCAACCGGAGAUUAUAACUGGUAGCUCCUCGGGAAAAUAUUUUGGUAUCCAAUUCAAGCGUAAGCUUCGAAUAUGGAAAGUUCCGACUGCAGAGUCUGAGCGUGCAGUGGUUAAGAAGAUCACACUGCAUCAUACAAAGAAAAUGACUGUUCUUGCAUUCCACCCGUCUCAAAGAAUUGUUGCUGCAGGGGAUGUGACUGGAAGAAUUUUGAUUUGGAGGGGAUUUGGGGAUAGAAUGUUUGCUGAUGGUGAUGAAUUAGUGAGUGGAAGGUUGAUGAAUAAUGAGGAAGAAAGGCCUGGAGUGAGGGGGAUGAUGAUGCUGAUUCAUGCACCACAUGGCAUUGGCAUUCUGCUGAAAUUAGACUUGAAUGGGAAAAAUGGGCAGACCACCUAUCAGUCGCUUUUGGAGUUGAUUAAAGUAAAUUUGGAGAUAUGGGUAAACCAGAGUGAUUGGAUGUCUUUGCAUAAGAAUAUGGACCUUGAAUUAGUGGCAUGUGGAAAGGAAGGAGUUCUUGUGGUUUGGCAACUAGACACAGGAAAGAAGAAAUUUUUACCACGGAUUGGAUCUCCACUCUUAUGGUUUACAGAUUCUCCAGAUCCUUCGCUUUCCUCUGUAAGUGGAAUAUAUAAUCAAAUUCAUCUACUCAAAAUGCCUUCAAUGGAAAUUUUGAAGUCCAUCUCAGGGAUCAAGGUUAGAACUGCCUUGCUUAGUGAGAUGUGUGAUGGCUUACAAAGUGGGAUUGCAUUUGACCAUAAUGCGGGGUUAGUUGCCUUGCGCACAGAAAACUAUUGCAUCCAAUUAUACAGCCUAUUUGAUGACCGAGGAAUUUCUGAGGUUCAAGUUUGCGAGAGAAGCCAUCAACCAGGCGAUGAAGUCACGGUAGUAGUGACAUUAGCCGUUCUCUCUUUAGAUGGCUCGAUGAUGAGUACUGGUGAGGUGAAGCUUCCUGAGGAGGGCUUGGGAGGAUUAGUUUGUCUUAAAUUUUGGACAUUGGGAUCACAAAACAAGGAGUUCAGUUUGUCUACCAUUGUUUAUGAGCCCCACAGGGAUGCUGGCAUUUCAGCUAUUGCUUUUCAUCCUACCCGCCCUGUGGCCGUCAGUUCUUCUUAUGGUGGGGACUUCAAGGUUUGGGUUUGCAACAAUGAGAUUCAGCAAACGGGUCAACUGCUCUCACAUUCUGGAUGGACUUGCCAUGCUGUUGGCUCAUAUAAACUUAAAGCUUAUGACAUCAGAAAAAAGCCAAUGACAGCUGCCACAUUUUCUUUGGAUGGUUCUGUUCUUGCCGUUGCAGCUGAAAAUGUUAUCACAUUGUGGGAUGCAGACAAGAAUAUUCUAGUGGCUGUGAUUGGGGAGACUGUGAUGUGUCCAGUUAUGACUUCCAUUGAUUUGCUUAGAGUAACAAAUAAUGGACAUGUCGAGGUUGUCCAAGGCUGCUCUAUGAAACUGAGUUUGGAGCAAGAGAAUUUGUUGCUUCCUAUUGUGAACCUCUCAUUUGCUGGAAAGUCAGAGUAUCUUGUUUCAGCAUCUUGGGGUUCAAAACCACAACUAUCUGUUUGGAGUAUGUCAAAGCUGUCUGUAUCUUGGUCAUACAUGCUUCAUGUAGAAGCUAUAGCUAAUGCAGCAGACAUGUCAUCUUUUGCUGCUCUUGCACUUCUUCCUGAAUCAUCUAAAUGCAAUGAAACAUCAUUUAAAGGAAGAGAUGGUGUAAUCUUAUUAUUCAAUGCAGCUGAUCCUGUUCCUGUUUCUACCUGGUCAGUGACUAAGGCCAAGGGAGGAGCUCUUGCUUUUAUUCCAGCAAAUCAUUUUUCUAUAGAUGAAAAUGAACUAGAUGGGAAACCACCUCAAUCAUUGCUUGCAUAUGUAAAUGGGGAUCACGAGUAUUUGCUAUUUGACCCACAAAGUAAAGAAACAAAGGAACGUAGUGCAGUUCGGCAAGAGGGUCUCGGUGGCCUUGAAGAAGCUGCGAAAUUUGGUUAUACAUCCAUCUAUGGGGAGCUCCCACAGUUUGACCCAAAGAGGAAACAGGCUUCCUGGGUCCCAUCUGUACCAUUGGAGAGAAUUUUUGGAAUCUUUGUUGGAGAAGAGGACUGCGAUCCUAGAGUGAUAUCUGGGGAAGAUGUUGGGUCCAAAUGCUGUUCGUGCUUUCACGAGAUUGAUUACAGGCAGUCCAGGAGGAUUAGUCCUGUUUCUUGCCCAUGCAAAAAAGACAGGGAAGCUUUGAAAUGGAGAGCCUGGUAUUUGGCUUUGGAAAUUUUGUUAGGAAUUAUGUCUGAACUAUUUGAUGAUAUUCUUAGGGUAAUAUUUUGUGGCCUCGAUAGGGCAAAUGUUAAUUAG
Molecule: messenger RNA, 2829 nt
Organism: Dovyalis caffra
Lineage: Eukaryota; Viridiplantae; Streptophyta; Magnoliopsida; Malpighiales; Salicaceae
Source: the annotation of a GenBank genome assembly